Pelmatolapia mariae (spotted tilapia) is the source of this 3734-nucleotide messenger RNA. Its product is annotated as procollagen galactosyltransferase 1-like. Bases 557 to 2386 code for a protein of 609 amino acids. Gene Ontology annotation, molecular function: procollagen galactosyltransferase activity. NCBI's taxonomy places the organism in Eukaryota, Metazoa, Chordata, Actinopteri, Cichliformes, Cichlidae. The transcript has 12 exons. The record is from RefSeq and is a predicted model, not a curated record.
UUGGGUAUAACAGGUGCAUGAUUAUGGGACACGGCAUGAGAUGAAAGGUUUUAUUUAGGUUGUAAAUCAAACAGUAGCUCCAAAGCAGAGCGUAAAUCCCCUUAGUUUAGAGUUUCUGGACGAUAUUUUGCAGAGGUAUAACAGGCCUGCAGUGUGCUCAACACAUCCGACACGCCCAAAUGGCUUUCCAUCUGCUACAGCUGGAUCUAUUCUUAAAGGGGAGGGCAGCAUAUGGCAAAGUGUGAGUCCAGUCGGCCUUAUAGGAAAGAGAAGGUUGUUUUAUAUAUAUAGGUAGGAUUCAUUCUAGCUUAACCUGUCAGUAGCUCACGGAUGUAGUUAAUUUUCUCUGUAACUGUGGUGCAUAGCGGCUGCGAAGCAACGGCCCUUGGACAGCAGAGAGUUCCCCUUAAAGCAGUCAAGACCUGCCCUUUAAUUCAGCCAGCUCCUCUGCCAUGUACACACUGUCGGCAUAAUACAACAGCGGGACCCUCGGCUACUACAUCCCCCAGUCUCCUUCUCUGUCCGCCGUGGCUUCUAGGAGUUACUCGCCCCUGCCAUGCACCGGGUCACCUCGCUACUGCUUACCCUGCUGUUCGUUCUCCUGCCGGGCCGGAGCUGGGGCUAUUUCCCCGAGGAGCGCUGGAGCCCCGAGUCUCCGAUCCUCGCUCCCCGGGUCGUUAUCGCGCUGGUCUGUCGCAACUCGGCGCACUCUCUGCCGCUGUUCCUCGGAACCAUCGAGCGCCUGAACUACCCGAAGGACCGCAUUGCGCUGUGGGUGGCGACAGACCACAACAUAGAUAACACUACAGCCAUCCUAAGAGAGUGGCUCAUCAAGGUCCAGAGUUAUUACCACUAUGUGGAGUGGAGACCCGAAGAUGAACCCAGUGCCUUUGAAGAUGAGGUGGGGCCCAAGCACUGGAAUAAUCUCCGUUAUGAACAUGUAAUGAAGCUCCGUCAGGCAGCGCUGGACACUGCCCGUGAGAUAUGGGCAGACUAUCUUCUGGUGGCCGACUGUGACAAUCUGCUCACCAAUCAGGAUGUGUUGUGGAAGCUGAUGAGGGAAAACAAGACCAUUGUAGCUCCCAUGUUGGAGUCCAGAGCUGCAUACUCCAACUUCUGGUGCGGCAUGACCUCACAGGGUUACUACAGGCGCACACCAGCUUAUAUGCCCAUCCGCAGGCAGGAGCGUCGUGGCUGUUUUCCUGUACCAAUGGUCCACUCUACCUACUUGAUGGACCUUAGAAAAGAGGCCUCCCGUCAGCUGGCCUUUUAUCCACCACACCCAGAAUACAGUUGGGCCCUGGAUGAUGUCAUUGUCUUUGCCUAUUCAGCUCGCAUGGCAGAUGUGCAGAUGUAUAUAUGCAACAAGGAGACUUAUGGGCAUUUCCCAGUGCCAAUGCGUUCUCAUGCUACCUUGCAGGAUGAAGCAGAGAGCUUUUUGCAUACUCACCUUGAAGUCAUGGUAAAAAAUCCUCCAUUGGAGCCCUCCAGCUUCCUGUCUCUUCCUCCCAAGCAGCCUAACAAGAUGGGCUUUGAUGAGGUGUUUAUGAUAAAUCUGGUGCGGAGAGCUGACCGUCGUGAGCGAAUGCUGAGAACUCUGUACGAGCAGGAGAUCAGCUGUAAGGUUGUUGCUGCUGUGGAUGGCAAAGCUCUGAACAAGUCUCAUCUAGAGUCUAUGGGGAUUAAGAUGCUGCCAGGAUACAAAGACCCUUAUCACGGUCGACCUCUAACCAAGGGUGAACUGGGUUGUUUCUUGUCUCAUUACAACAUCUGGAAGGAGAUAGUAGACCGAGGUCUCCAGACUUCUCUGGUCAUCGAGGACGACCUCCGCUUUGAAGUGUUCUUCAAACGUCGCCUUCAGGCACUGCUGCAGGAAGUGACAUCACACAAGCUGGACUGGGAUCUCAUUUAUAUUGGGCGGAAACGAAUGCAGGUGCACCAUCCAGAGAAGUCGUUACCAAACAUCCACAAUCUGGUGGAGGCCGACUAUUCCUACUGGACUCUUGGCUACAUGUUGUCGUUACAAGGAGCCAAGAAGCUCCUCGGGGCAGAUCCUCUAAGCAAGAUGCUGCCUGUUGACGAGUUCCUUCCUGUCAUGUACAACAAACAUCCAGUAUCAGAGUACAUGGACCACUUUGAGCGUCGGGACCUGCAUGCAUUUUCUGCUGAGCCGCUUCUGGUGUAUCCAACCCAUUACACAGGAGACCCGGGCUACAUCAGUGACACGGAAACAUCAGUAGUCUGGGACAACGAGUCUGUCAGGACCGACUGGGACCGAGCCAAGUCCAGGAAAACUCAGGAGCAAGAAGAGCUGAGUUUUGAAGCCCAAAACUCUGACGUAUUGCAAUCUGAACUGGAGAACUGGAGUGCACGGGACGAGCUGUGAUGAAGGAGGGAAGAUUUGAGGAGGAGUUAGAGAGAAAGAAUUCUGGCAUUCAGAGAUAAGACUGAGGGAAAUAGAGCAAAGCUGUGAUAGUGGGAGGAAAUAGAAAAUAUGGGGGGAAUCUAACAAAGCGGUGGAAUAAAGGAGUCAUAGUGGAACAGAUGGACAAUGGGCUGAUGAGGAACAAAUUAUUUUUCCUUAAACAUUUCUCUCUUCACUAUUGAAUCUUUCUCUUGAGAGAGGAGGUUAGAUGUAGAGUUAACUCUUGAAGAGUCAGCUGUCAGCUUUUGUUUUAUUUAUUACAUCCCAUAGACGUCCCUUGACCACUGCUGGUCUCUUAAUAGUUUUUAACAUGAGAAUUUCACAUGCAGUUUUGCAUGUCUCUAAAAGACACUCCAGUAAUAUUUCAACUGUCCAGAGCAAUUUCAACAAUACUUUCCUUAAAUCACACGUUAAAGCUGCAGUAUGUUCUGAGUUAAAAUGUGACCUCCUAAAGAAUAACAAGGUUAUAUUACGUUUCUUCUUCUACUGUCUAAAAUUCUCUCUCUGGAGAAAACAAUCACCAAAACAUUUCCCAAUAUGGUUCCCAGCAUGUUUGGCCACUUAUCCGUCUUCACUGGAUGGAUCCGUUCCACCAAGAGACUUUAGGUCAUUCAUUAGUUUCAGUUUAACAGCUUUUGGAGUUUAGAAGGACUAAAAUAAACCAGCAAAUCUAAAAAAUAAGAAAAACCAUAUUAACAUAUUGAUAAAUGAUAUCAAUAUAUAUCAAUUUCCUGUAAAUUCAUGUCGUGAAACUUCAUAUUUAUAUUGUGAUCAAAUCCAGGUUGGGAAAAGAGUGCAUAGGGAAGAUUGUGUGGGCCACUGUGACAUUAGAAAAGUAUUUUGAAUGCUUCAGCUUUUUUUUUUACGGUUUUCAUCCUUUAUUGUCUAAAAUUAACAAUAAUUACAAAAUGAAAGUCAUAAGAAAUCAAACUGUGAUUGAAACCAGUGAGAAGUAGAAGAACGAGUAGCUCUCUGCUGGCCAUUGGGGGGAAAAAUGUCAGUUUAAGAUCAUUCUCACUGGUUUCCUUUUUCAGACCCUGAGGCUACAUUCAUCUUUCAUAUUCAGUCUGUGGCUGGGGAUCACCUCUGUUCGCCUUUUCUGACUCUUAAUACCUUGAUCUUUAAUUUAGGCCCAAGCAGCCAUUGUUAUUUACUACAUGUUAUGUUUUGGGAGAUUAAUUUUAGGCUUACUUAUUUGUAACUGAUGAAUGUAUCUGUUUUACCUGUUACCAAAGGAUUUGUUCACACUUGAAUAACAGCAGGAUUGAUUUUUGUAUUUCCUUAGUUCUCAGCUCAUAUUGCAGUUUUA